AAUAGGCGAUGGAGGAGAGGGGGUGAGAAGAAAGGGAAAAGUCUACAUAGCACUUUUAACUGUGAAAUAACAUUUUUUCUCAAACAUACUUAAAUCUGCCACUAUUUAAAGCAUCCAUGUUUUGAGGUUAUUAAGUACAAACUAAUUAAACUCAAUCUGCCUUCUUCUUCCCUUUCAACACCUUUUGGCCAAUGGAUUGGCAUAGCCUUGAAUCCAACAGUCUUAUGCAAAUCUUUUCUUCACUUGGGAAUGCCGGGAGCCUACACAGAGCUAAGCUCCAUUAUAUGUAUACGGUCUGAACUUCACAUACAGGCACAGGAAAUCCUGACCCAUCCAUGGAAUACUACCAUUUUGGGGGGUUUUGUUUGUUUUUUGUCUGUAUCCAGGGCCUGAUGGGAAAUGUGUUGGGGUAGGGCAGGAGAGGUUUCUAAUGGCAUGUCUACACUGGCAAAAUUUUGCGCUGAGAGCUUUGUUGCUGAUAAAACAGCACUUUAAAAAAAAUUGUUGUAUGGUCACUGUCUUCCACUGCUGGUAUAGUGUGUCCACACUUGCAGUGCUUGCAUCCCAAAAUUGAAGCUCUCCCCCUUCUACACUAGGUCUUGCGGGAAGAUGGAGGGGAUUAUUGUGCAUCAUGAGUCUGGGCACAAUGUCCCAUGAUGGCUUGCUUUCCAUCCUAGCAUUCCAUGUGCCUCCGUCUUCAGAUCAUGGCAUUUUUCAACAUCCCUUGUUUUUUGUUUCCCCCACUGCAUCUGUCUGCAAGAAUGGUCCCUACGUUGCUCUCCACUGCUCUGCUAGCUCUCACUAGCACAUUGUGAGUGGCAGUGGAGUCAUUAUUGAAAUGACAAAGGCACAGUUGCCUGACAUGGUGUCCAACAUGGAAAGAAGCAACAUUAGAUUGCUUUUGGAAUUCACUGAUGAACUGAAGGCAGAAGUGUGUCACACUUGAACUUGGGAAAUUAGCAAAGAGUGGUUGGAUCGCAUUGUUAUGCAAGUCUGGAAUGACAAGUGGUGGCUGCAGAACUUUUGGAUGCAGAAAGCCACCUUCAUGGAACUGUGUGCUGAGCUUGCCCUAGUCCUGAAGUGCAAGGACUGCUGAAUGAGAGCUGUCCUCUCAGUGGAGAAGAGUGUGGUGAUCGCAGCAUGGACGCUGGCAACUCUAGACUGCUUCCAGUUGGUUGUGGACCAGUUUGGAGUGGGAAAGUCAACCAUUGGUGUUGUGUUAAUCACUGAAUGCAGUAACCAUUUCUGAGGAGGCUAUCAUAUCAUGGUGAAAUAUUGUGCAGCAUAUAACUGCAGUAAUGCAGACACCAAGUUAAAUUGGAAGCAGGGAAUAACUUUUCAUAGGUUUCCCAAAGCUAAUAAGAAAAAACAACAGUGGGCCCAAGCAGUACAACGGGCUGACCUUGUGAGUGGCAAACUCUGGACUCCAUCUGAAUGGGACAUGAUUUGUUCUCUGCAUUUCAACCCUGAAUGCUUCAAAGAAACAAAUGGGAAGAAAUUUUUAAAAGAAUGGAGUUGUCCUUCUAUAUUUUCCUUUCCUGACAAUUUUCAGAAAACAGCUAACAACCCAACAAGAUUAACAGAAAACUUCAGCUGUUCUCCUGAGGUAGACAACAGGAGGGAUGUGCAAUACACAGGACACCGUAAUGACAGUCCAAAAACUCUGAAGAGGAAAUUGGAUGAACUGGUAGCAGAGAAUCACAAGCUCAAAAGAAAAUUAAAACAUGUUUCUAAUCAAGAAGAGACUCCAUAAGAAUGUGGAAAUCUUGAAGAAGUUGCAUCCUAAAGACAUGUUGUCUAGGAAAGUAACAUGUUUGCUAGAUGUGUGCAAAGGGCAUAGGCUGAAUGACAUGUCUGCUCUCCCACAGCAACCAGCUGUUGGACGAGAAAAUGUUCUCUGUUUAUUGCUAUGCAUGUCACUUUUGAAUGUAUAUUAAAUAAAAAGACAAGUAAACACUACUGAAUUUUCAUCUAAAAGCUAGAAACUUCAAAGUCAAGAUUGGCACUUGUGGUGUUCAGGGAGCAAAUGUCAGCCUUAUCUUUUAAUUCCCUGUCUCUGUUAUUUGUCACAUACUUAUUUUUUUAGAUAUAUUGUUUCACGGAGGGUGGAUGGGAGUUUUACUAUUUUUAAAUGUCUGUAGACGUUUUACUAAGUAGGUAAUAUUUACCUAAGGGCCAACCAUGGCUUUUUGGAACAUUCUAGUGUAUUAUUUCAAUAAAUAUUUAUAAUUUUACCCAAACCCAAUAAGUUAGGCAAUCUAGUCUGAUAAAUGUAUUGCAGUAUUUAUGAAAGUGUAUUAUUUCUGAUCUCUUUAAAUUUAAUCAGUAUAUUCGACUGAGUUCGAAAUAAUAUUAGUAAUGGCAAAAAGCUGAAAAGAUCAGUGUGACCUGAAGUUCUUAUGCAGUGCCUCUAAAACUUUUGGCAGUAAAAACAUCAAAGGAUCCUCAGCCAUCACAGAUUUUGUGUAUAGCACCUAUUUUAUUCACUUUGUCUUUUUCUACCCGUCUCCAUCUUAUAUAGGUGUGGGCAAUAAUUUUGAGGGGGGCACUUCACUAUCUUGGUAAGUGGUCAAGGGCUGCACUCUUCUGUGGAGGGGUUGUAGAAGGUGCAGAAGAAAGCUUGGGUGGAGAAGGGGGUUGUGACCUUGGUAGGAAAUAGGGUGCAGAGUCUGGGAGGCGGUAUAGAUGCAGGAGAGAAUUAUGGCUUGGGGAGGAAUUUAGAAAGGGGUGCAGGAUCUGGGAGGGAGUGUGGAGGGUUUGGAUGGUGACCUGGGCCAGGGAAGGACGAGGGUGCCAGAGGCAGACUGUGGCCAGGAGGCACUUACCUA
This is a messenger RNA of Pelodiscus sinensis (Chinese soft-shelled turtle), 2828 nucleotides long. The record is from RefSeq and is a predicted model, not a curated record. NCBI's taxonomy places the organism in Eukaryota, Metazoa, Chordata, Testudines, Trionychidae.